AUGACACUCGCUCAGGAUAUCCUCGCUCUUGCUAGUAAGGGGCCAGCAGGUCUCGAGGAGGCUGACCGGCUCGCCUUACUGCAGGCCUCUGAGAAACUCACACAAGCCCUGGAAACACCUAUGGACAAGUUUCUGCGUCAUUUCUUCGCAAUCUACGAUCCAAUCGUGACCAUACUGGCUGUUGACCUCAACCUUGUCGACAUCGCCAUAGCAAACAAUGGGCCCAUCACCGCCGCCGAGCUGGCAGAGAAGAGCAAAGCAGACCUCAGGUUAAUCAACCGCAUCCUCAAAAUGCUCGUACCCGAAGUCUUCACUUCGACAGCAGACACUCCACAACGCUACACCCCAACUACCUUCGGCCGUGCCAUAGCAAAGGGCGCGCCUCUUCGCAGCGCGAUCAUCCACUUCCACUACCACUUCCGUUCGGCCGUCAAGUUCCCAGAUUACUUCGCCGCAAACGGGUACCAGCACCCCGUAGACGCGCGCGACAGCCCCUUCUGCUUCGCCUAUGGCUGCAAAGGUGAGACCUACUUCGACUUUAUGAACAAGCCGGAGAACGUUAAAAUGUUCGACGCAUUCAACGAAACGAUGACGCUGGUAAAGCCAGGUGAGCACAACAAGUUUGUGCAAUCGUACCCGGUCAAGGAGCGCCUCGCCAUUACCGAACCCUCGCGCCCUCUGUUCGUCGAUGUCGGUGGCGGCGUAGGUCAUCAAGUAGUAAAAUUCUGCGAGCGUGCAGAAGGCUUGCCGGGUGUACGCAUGCUGUUGGAUCUUCCGAGCGUUAUCGCGCAGGCUAAAGGUCUGCCCGAUGGCGUUGUAACGGUUGGACACAGCUUCUUCGAUCCCUUCCCACCGGUUGUCAAGGGCGCCAAGGCUUUCUACCUGCGCAUGCUUCUGCACGACUGGCCCGAGAUGCAAGCACUUACCAUCCUGACGAAUAUUGUCAACUCAAUGGCUGAGGAUAGUGUGGUGUUAAUUCACGAGGUCAUUCUGCCGGAAACGGAGACGGAGGUUGUGCACUUCGAUGCCAAGAUGGACUGGCAGAUGAUGAACUUGGGCUCUUCGGAACGCACUGAGGCGCAGUGGAAGGACUUGUUUGGAAAGGCUGGGCUGGAGAUAAGAGGGUUGUGGUGGGAAGAGGAGGGUACGAAGGGUAAGAAGGCGUUGAUGGAGCUUGGGUUGAAGAAAUGA
Alternaria novae-zelandiae is the source of this 1191-nucleotide messenger RNA. RefSeq lists its product as uncharacterized. The transcript has 3 exons. The record is from RefSeq and is a predicted model, not a curated record. The coding region runs from base 1 to 1191 and encodes 396 amino acids. Gene Ontology annotation, molecular function: O-methyltransferase activity. Lineage: Eukaryota; Fungi; Ascomycota; Dothideomycetes; Pleosporales; Pleosporaceae.